UCUGUACAAGGAGGCCAUGAUGGAGAACCACCAGCCCCUCACAUCACCAGGAAUAUCCAGUAAGAGAAUGACACCAGAGAGAUGUCCCAGGCCUUUUCCUCCACAGCUUUUGAAUCUGAAUGAAGAGAUGAACAAUAUUAAUGCUACUGAGACACAUAUGACGGGCGAUGAAGAGCGUAUGGAGGAAAUUACUACAGAGGCACAUCUGAGGGGUGAUUCCCAGUGUAAAGAGGAACCUUCUACAGAGACCUAUGCGUGGGGUCAUGUGCAUUGCAACGAGGAAGCUCCUACAGAGACCUAUGGGUGUGGUGAUGUGCAUUGUAAGGAGGAACCUCCUACAGAGACCUAUGGGUGGGGUGAUGUGCAUUGUAAGGAGGAACCCCCUACAGAGACCUAUGGGUGGGGUGAUGUGCAUUGUAAGGAGGAACCCCCUACAGAGGCAAAUGUGUUGGAUUAUGAGCAGUGUAAGAAGGAAUUUCCAACUGAUACCUACCCAGAUGACUGUACUGGGAGCUCAGAGGGACAUCUGGUGUCUUCAGAUUUGAAAGUAGAAGAUUGUGGCAUCACACAAGAUAAACGCAAAGAGUGUGCUGUUAUCUCAGAUACAAUCCCGGCCCUUCACAGUAAAGAUCUAUCAUCUGAUCCUUCUGAACAUCUAUCUUCUGGUUCAUUACAGACUAUUAAGCAAAAUACAAGUCACAGAAGGGAUGUUGUACGUCAAAGAGAGAACGCAGGGAAGAAGACAAUUUCUUGUUCAAUAUGUGGAAAAUGUUUCACUCUGAAAUCUAAACUGUAUGAGCAUCAGAAAGUUCACGCAAGGGGGAAGCCGUUUUCAUGUUUGGAGUGUGGGAAAUGUUUUUCUCAGAAAGCACAUCUCAUGAAACAUCAGAGAACUCACACAGGGGAGAAGCCAUUUUCAUGUCCAGAAUGUGGUAAAUGUUUUGCACAGAAAGCAACACUUGUUAUACAUCAAAGAACUCACACAGGGGAGAAGCCAUUUUCAUGUUCAGAAUGUGGGAAAUGUUUUGCACAGAGAACAACACUUGUUAUACAUCAAAGAAUUCACACGGGGGAGAAGCCAUUUUCAUGUUCAGAAUGUGGGAAAUGUUUUACUUGGAAAUCACAAAUUCUUCAACAUCAACAAACUCGCAAAGGGAAGAAGCCAUUUUUAUGUUCGGAAUGUGGGAAAAGCUUUGUAGGAGAAGAAUGUCUUUUUGAACAUAAGAAAAUUCACAAAGGGGAGAAGCCAUAUUCGUGUUCAGAAUGUGGGAAAUGUUUUGCACAUAAAACAACACUUGCUACACAUCGAAGAAUUCACACAGGGGAGAAGCCAUUUUCAUAUUCGGAAGAUGGGAAAAGUUAUAGUGUUGAAUCAAAUGUUGUUCAAGAUCAAAGAAGUCACACAGUGCCAGUUGAGAAGCUAUUUUCAUGCCAAGAAUGUGGGAAAUGUUAUGCUCUUAAAUCAAGUCUAGUUUUACAUCAAAGAACUCACACAAGAGAGAAUCCAUUUUCAUGCCCAGAAUGUGGGAAAUGUUAUGCCCUUAAAUCAAGUCUAGUUUUACAUCAAAGAACUCACACAGGGGAGAAGCCAUUUUCAUGCCCAGAAUGUGGGAAAUGUUACACUCGGAAAUCACAUCUUGUUGCACAUCAACUGACUCACACAGGGGAGAAGCCAUUUUCAUGUACUGAAUGUCAUAAGUGCUUCUUAAGAAAAGAAAGUCUUGUUGAACAUCUGAAAAUUCACACUGGGGAGAAGCCAUUUUCAUGCCAACAAUGUGGACAAUGUUUUAUCCGUAAGUCAGUUCUUGUUCGACAUAUGAGAAGUCACACAUGAGAGUUUUCAUGUACUGUAUGUGGAAAGCGUUUUACCCAAAAGUCUGGUCUAAUUGCACAUCAUAAAAUUUACACUGGAAAUACUUUUCAUGUUUAGAAUGUAGGAAAUGUUUAUCUAACAAAGCAUAUUUUCUUAAACCUCAAAAAACUCACACAAGGAAGUAGCCAUAGGAGGUGACUUCCUACAGUCUGACCUACAGGGAUGGUAUACAAUGCAAUUGCCAUGAUUGUGGCUAGCUCCGGCCUGAGCUAUUUAACUCCUUAAGGUGACUCAGUCAAUACUGACCACAGAAUUAAAACAGUUAAAGGGAACCUGUCACCAGUUUUAUGGUGUCCUAACAUAAAUAAGUGACUGAUUCGCUUAGCAAAAUGCUGGGUCACUUUCUUUAAUUGAC
Bufo gargarizans (Asiatic toad) is the source of this 2228-nucleotide messenger RNA. Its product is annotated as gastrula zinc finger protein XlCGF57.1-like. Lineage: Eukaryota; Metazoa; Chordata; Amphibia; Anura; Bufonidae. The coding region runs from base 17 to 1834 and encodes 605 amino acids. The transcript has 4 exons. The record is from RefSeq and is a predicted model, not a curated record.